AUAAAUCAUUUUCUAUUCACAAUGUAUGAGCGAUACAAUCGUGUUCAAAAAGUCUGCGAAUGUCUGUGAUCAAUAAAUUAAUGGUCGAAUUUUUAACUAUAAACUUUACUGAUUCUGAAAUUUCGCUAACCGCUCUACUUUCCAAUAAAAAACAGAUCGUAUUUAAUAUUAUCUUUUCACGCGAGUAGCGUUUAACAUUAUAAAAGCGAAAAUUCGUUAACAACACGUGCGACAAUACUAAUUGCAGUGAGUCUACAUCUCGCUCCACAUUUCUUUCUUCUGUAUUGGAAUAGUCACAAAAGAAUAAUUAUCUCAUGAACAUUGACAUCCUUUGUUCGAUGAACAACUCGUUAGAACUCUAUUUCACGAUCUAACAAGCGUUUUAUGUAUUCGUCUAAUGCGACACAUUGCUUUACUCAAACACGGUCAAUCGACAACCAAUCGAUAAUCUAUUUUACGUGCUAACGCCAUUGCUCAACAUUUCAUAAACGCUCGCUUCUAGAAAUUUUCUUGCCGGGCAGUAGUGAUUCUCACUGCGUAUUGCACAGCAACUGACUGAUUCUACUCGGGAACCAACAAGCACGAUGCUCAAAAUUAUUCUCCUCUUUCUUUAUUCGAUCUCGAUUUCACUUCACGAAGGCCAUGCUUUAGUGAAAGACAGUCGUCCACAUAACUCCUUCAUUCUCCUUGGUGCUUCGGGAGACCUUUCUAAACGUAAAAUCUAUCCGGCACUGUGGACUCUCUAUCGCGACAACUUGCUUCUACCCAACACGAGGUUCUUCGGUUUUGCAAGAACGCCACGCUCCGUCGACUAUAUACGUAACAAUUGCGAGCCUUACGUUACGCUACGACCUGGCGAAGAGCAACUGUACGAUGAAUUUUGGAAAUUCAACUACUUUGUCAAUGGGACUGACGGUGGCGAGCAAGAUUACGCGGUCAUUGAUCAAUUUGUUGAGAAGUUUGAAGAUGGUCAAGAGGGUAAUAGGAUUUUUUACAUGGCUAUACCUCCCGAUAUUUUUCCCAAUGCCAGUAGGUUUAUCAAGAAGAAUGCGAUGUCUAAGAGAGGGUACACUCGAGUAGUGAUAGAAAAGCCAUUCGGCCGUGACUCCGAAAGUGGAAAAGAACUUGCCGAUAUCGUUGAGCAACUUUACACGGAAGACCAAGUUUAUCGACUGGAUAGUUUCUUAGGCUAUGAUAUAGUGAAAAAUCUUGUCUUGCUACGCUUUGGUAAUAGAAUUUUUAUGCCUGGUUGGAAUAAAGAAAACGUUGCAUCCGUCAAAAUUGACUUUGCUGAAGACAUUGGAGUAGAGGGUCGUGGAAACUUUUUCGACAGGAAUGGUGUGAUUCGAGAUGUCGUGCAAAACCAUUUGCUUCAGUUGCUGUCGGUGAUUGCCAUGGAUGAACCUGCCUCAUUACAUCCCGAUGAAAUAAAAAACGCCAAAGUAGAGCUAUUAAAAAGUAUCAAAGAAAUCGUUAUGGACGACGUUGUAAUUGGCCAGUAUAUUGCUAAUCCUGACUCUAAGGAUUCAAAACAGAAAAUUGGUUAUAGAGACGAUCCAACUGUACCUAAUGACUCUAUCACCGCCACUUUUUCACUAACUAUUCUUAAAAUCGAGAAUGAGAGAUGGAAGGGUGUGCCUUUUAUCAUCAGAUCUGGAAAAGGUUUGAACGCGAAUCGCAACCAAGCAAUCAUUCAGUUUAAGAACGCUUCCAAGAAUUUGUUUGGUAAUCAAUUGAAGAGGAACGAAUUAGUUAUCAAACUAACAGAUCCACAUGCUCUUGAAACUAAAAUUGCAUCGAAAGUUCCUGGUUACUCGAACGACGUUGAAAAUAUUUCUAUCGACGUAAAUUUCAGCAAACUGCAUCCGGGAAUUCAAAUACCAAAACCGUAUGAGACGUUAAUUCGUGACGUCUUUAAAGGCUCUCAAUCGAAUUUUGCACGCGCCGAUGAGCUUCUUGAAGCUUGGAGAAUCUUCACUCCUAUACUUCAUGAAAUUGAAGAAAAGAAAAUUCGACCAAUAGAGUACAAAUUUGGAUCGGAUGGACCUUUGCAAGCCGACGAGAUGGAAAAGAAAAAUAAUUUUUUGCACUAAAUGCAUGUGAAGUAGAAUUAAUUCAUUUUCAACGGGAUACAUUAUAUUUUGUCGUAAUUUUCCUCGAAAAAUUCAUGAUAUAAUAAAUUACCU
Molecule: messenger RNA, 2186 nt
Organism: Phymastichus coffea
Lineage: Eukaryota; Metazoa; Arthropoda; Insecta; Hymenoptera; Eulophidae
Product: glucose-6-phosphate 1-dehydrogenase-like
Exons: 9
Coding region: 585-2093 (502 amino acids)
Biological process (GO): pentose-phosphate shunt, oxidative branch; glucose metabolic process
Cellular component (GO): cytosol
Molecular function (GO): NADP binding; glucose-6-phosphate dehydrogenase activity
Source: RefSeq, a predicted model, not a curated record